Molecule: messenger RNA, 2257 nt
Organism: Capsicum annuum
Lineage: Eukaryota; Viridiplantae; Streptophyta; Magnoliopsida; Solanales; Solanaceae
Exons: 5
Coding region: 1022-1615 (197 amino acids)
Source: RefSeq, a predicted model, not a curated record
UCGUUUCUUGUCCGGUGUUUUAAUCGAAUAUUGGAAUUGGUAUUUCAUUUUACAUCGAAAUGAAAUUAGACGUGAUAUGAAUUAGUUACAUAUCAACCUUUGUGGUUCAUUGAUUUUACAAAGAGUGAUUUAGUCGAUAAAGAGUUACGCUCGAGGUGGAAGUGUAUUAUCUAUGACCUAAAAUCUUUUGCAAGCGAAAAAUUCUGGAGGGUCAGUUUGCAUGCAUUUCGAAAUUGGAAUAAUGGGUUCGGCUCUCUAACUUUUUAUAAAUUUUAAACUCAUGACGUGCGUCUAAACCCUUGUAACACUUGACCAAAGGCUUCACAUUCUAUAGUUAAAGUUCUUUAUAUUCUUUAGCGUAACGCAUCUUGUAUCCUGUGAAUUAUAAUCAAAUUUUCUAGGAAGACACACUCCAAUUUCACGGGGUCCUAUUACCCCUUGAACUAAAUUUUAGCGUAUUUUGUCAUUCUUUUUAGCUGACGUGGCGUCUUUUGUCAACCUUUUUAGCUGACGUCGCACCUUUGACCUUUGACGUGGACCUCAUUUUAUGUAAUAAAGGUGUCACGUCAGCACAAAAGGGUGACAAAAAUAUGCUAAAAUUGAGUUGGAGUGUGUCGUAGCAACUUUGACCAUAGUUCGGGGGUACUGGAUGUUUAUCUGUAUUCUUUAUUCAGAUUCAUUUUGUUCCAAUAUUAAUCUUUUUUUGUUGAUUUGGUUCUAGGCUUGGUGGUAGUCAAGAGCAUUGUGUCUGUCGUAGUAUUGGCUUGAUAUUUGUUACUGCUCUUUUAUCUGAAUGUUAUGUACUGAUUUCCUUAGUAGUUGUUUUGUUUUCUUUAUUGUUGCGGCUCCUUUUCAUAACUACUUUUAUCUGCAUACACUUUGCCGUCCCCAGACCCCAUCCCCCAGGAUUACAUUGGAUAUGUUAUUGCUGUUGUCAUCGUCGUGGUCCAUUUGGUUCUGAUUGGAAAAUACAAAAAUUUUGUUGCAAGACCUGAUAAAAACUUGAAGAAUAUCUGGUGCAAUGGCUACUGAAGAGUUAUCUGAUGACAGUAAAGAAUGGCAUGUUGUAAAGAACUGGAGGAAUGCACAGAAAGAAAAAGAGAGAGAGCGUCGCAGAAUUCGCGAUAGAUUGAGAAGGCAAACAAUGAGCAAUGAGGAGAGGGAAAAACAUUUAGCUAGACGUAGACGAAACUAUCAACUGAGAAGACAAAAAGUGUUGAACAACUCUUCGUUUUCAACUUCGCAAAAUUAUGACAGUACUACUAGUGCAGGAUACUCUAACGAAGAAGAGAAUCAAGCAAUCGUCCCGGUUUCAGGACUUGAAGUUCAAUUAUCUGAUGCUACAUUAUCACAAGAAGAACCAGCUGAUACACCAAGUACAUUGCACCAAGGAGUUGAAGAAAGGAGGUGUAAAGUGCUAACAAGUACAAAUAUUCUACCAUUAUAUCAAAUAAGACAUCUUGCAAGAUUGUUGAAUUCUCUUUCAAGUGACAAUCAAGAAACUGCUAGGACCAAUUUGAUGUCCAGUGACAAUGUGAUUACAGAGAGUAGAUCGAGACGAGGCAUGAGGUUAACUGAAGUUAAGCGUCUGGCGCGAUCGCUUAAUGCAAAUUGAAGAUUGUAGCUGCAUUGUUGUUGUUGAUAUUUCAUUGAGUUCGGAUUCAGAAGGGCUAUUUUUCUACAAAAAAUUUCAAAGAGGGCACUUGAUUUGAAAAGAAAUCAAAGGGAACACAAUGCUGGUGGCUGAGCGAUUUACAAAUCGAUGGUGUCUGGCGAUCCGCAAGUCGCCUAGUGUCCGGCGAUCCGCAAGUCGCCUGGUGUCCGGCGAUCUGCAAUUCGCAUGGUGCCUAGCGAUUUGCAAGUCGCCUGGUGUCUAGAGAUUUGCAAGUCGCCUGGUGUCCAGAGAUCUGCAAAUCGCUUGGUGUCCAGCAAUCUGCAAGUCAUGUCCGGUGAUUUUUGCAAGUCGCCAGGUGUCCAGCGAUUUGCAAGUCGCCUGGUGUCCAGCGAUUUUCAAGUCGCAUGGUGUCCAGCAAUCUGCAAAUCGCCUGGUGUCCAGUUAUUUUUGCAAGUCGCCAGGUGUCCAGCGAUUUGCAAGUCGCCUGGUGUCCAGCGAUUUUCAAGUCGCAUGGUGUCCAACGAUUUGCAUAGUUUUGUUUCAUUAUUUCAAGUCGCAUGGUGUCCAGCGAUUUGCAUAGUUUUGUUUCAUUAUUUAAGCAGUUUCUCGUUGUGAGUUAUUCGUUUCAACUCCAAGCUCUAC